CUACACUCAUUCUCACACUCUUUAAUAUUCAUCGAGUAGGGAGACCAAAUAGUGGCCGCCACGCCCAAGCUGCAAAUCCCGUUCCUUUAUACGUUUCCUCCCUAACGCCACCAGCAUCAUGAGGUUUACACACCCAACCCUCCAGCUGCUAGCUUUGUGCUCGACAGCCUUGGCGUCUCCCUGCAAGCCUUCCGCUUCUUCAGUCACAACAGCUUUGACUUCGAGUACCGAAGAGCCUUCACUUUCUACCACGCAAUUGCCGACUAUUUCCGAGGGUGUUACUACCGUUGAACUCACCAGCGAGCCUUCAGCCUCUACAACUGAGGCCUUGACUGCUUCUGAGACGGCCACUACCACCACUUCAGCUGAGCCUUCAACUACAACAUCGGAUCUUCCCCAGGAGCCAAGCAACCUCCUCCUCAACCCCGGCUUCGAGGAAAACGCUGUCGCGCCCUGGGAACGAUCUGGUUAUUACGGUGAUCCUACCUUGUCUACCUCGGAGGCUCAUGGAGGUAGUCAGUCUGGAUACAUCAGUGCCGUCCCGGGAGGUCCGGCAGACAUCGGCUUCAGACAGCGACUUGAUGCUUCGUUGUUUGAGGCCGACAAGCCGUAUACCUUCUCCGUCUACGUCAAAGUAACGGUUGCAGGCAGUUGUUUUACCCGAUUCGUCUCAUGUGACUAUGGGACUGGAUCACAGACUGGAUAUUUCACUACUGCCAACAUCGCAGGACCCCUCGAUGAGUGGGUGUUGGCAACAGUGACGUGCUCGUGGAGUCAAGCUCGCUUGGACUCUGGGAUCAGUGUUGCUGUCAGGGGUGUCUGUGAGCGUCUGAGCUUUUAUAUUGAUGAUGCUGUUAUAAUGGCAGCAGAGUAGUACAUUUCUACGUAUCUCAACUUCUUUAUCGAUAAAGUACUAUCACUUAAACGUCAGUUUCUAGACUAGAUAUAAUAUAACUAAUUUUGUAUUAUACUUAUUACUGUUUAACUAGUCUUCACCCUUCUUAAUAUAUUUAAUGGAAAGAUCGUG
Messenger RNA from Fusarium redolens, 1027 nucleotides. RefSeq lists its product as uncharacterized. The record is from RefSeq and is a predicted model, not a curated record. The transcript has a single exon. Gene Ontology annotation, molecular function: hydrolase activity, acting on glycosyl bonds. Lineage: Eukaryota; Fungi; Ascomycota; Sordariomycetes; Hypocreales; Nectriaceae. The coding region runs from base 119 to 874 and encodes 251 amino acids.